UUGAUUCACUCGGGCGCUGCACGCAUGCGAGACCGUUUGACCUUCAUCAAGUUUCCGAAUGGCAGCUACCGAACAGAGCGACACCAAAGUCGGCCCACGCGAUGUCGGCCCGGAUGGCGAGAAGAUCGUGGACAUGGAAUUUUACGACCGACUGGGCGUGCCCGGCAAUGCAACAGAUCUAGAUCUCAAAAAGGCUUACCGAAAGCUCGCCAUCAAGUGGCAUCCGGACAAAAACGCGGGCAACGCGGAAGCAGAAGUCAAGUUCAAAGAGAUUGGAGAAGCAUAUCAGGUUCUGAGCGAUAGCAACUUGAGAGCCGCUUACAACAAGAAUGGCAAAAAAGGCAGCGGUCUCUCUCAGGACGAGGUCGUCGACCCUACGGCCAUGUUCAGUCAGAUGUUCGGCGGCGAGUCUUUCAAAGACUGGAUAGGCGAUAUCUCAUUGGUCAAAGACAUGACGAAAGCGGGCGACAUCCUCAUGACUGACGAAGAGAAGGAGCAGAUGAACGCCGAGCUCAAGAAAUCAAAUGGCGCUGCUCCUGCUUCUGUAGGUGCGACGCCUGUCUCUUCGGGCGCAACACCAGCUUCGCCAACCGCCGGUGCGUCGACGACCGCUUCGCCUGCGAACGCUGCUGCUCCAACCGCCACUGCGGGAACGACACUCACGAGUCCAGAUUCGAGCAUGACCACCGCUGUAACAGACGGGACUGCAUCACCUGCCAAAGAUUCUCCAAAGCUGACCCCCGAGCAAAAGAGAGAGGCGGCAGUGGCAAAGGCAGAGAAAGAGAAGGAUCAGCGCAAGAAGAUGGCCGCUUUCCACGAGCAGCGUCAGAAGGAGCAGACCGAGAGGAUACAGACGCUCACGAGCAAGCUGAAAGAUCGUGUACGACCCUAUGUAGAUGCUAGCUCUCACCCGAGCGAAACGACGGACCCAGAGACCGAAGCUUGGCUCAAGAGGAUCAGGCAAGAAGCAGACGAUAUGAAGAUGGAGUCUUUUGGCAUUGAGCUCUGCCAGCUCAUUGGCUCUGUCUAUGUGCAGAAAGCGAGCACCUUCCUCAAGAUCCACAAGAAGCCUUCAUCGAAUUUGCUAGGUAUUCCCGGCUGGUGGUCGAGAGUGCAAGAGAAGGGCCGGACAAUCAAAGAGGGCUUCAACCUCAUCACUUCAUCUAUAGAGGUUCAGAAUGCACUGGAAGAUAUGGCGAAGAGGACAGAGGCAGGCGAGCUGCCCGAGGAGGAGCAAGCCCAAUUAGAGCAAGACAUGACCGGCAAGAUCUUGCUUGUAUCAUGGCGAGGAACCCGGUUCGAAUGCCUCAACGUAUUGCGACAGGUCGUCGACGGCGUUCUAGCUCGCGAGCAAGGCGUAUCAGAAGCCACGAGGACUAGUCGCGCAAAGGCCAUUCUGCUCAUCGGGUCUGCACUCAAAGCGGUACAGCCAGACGAAACAGACGCAGAUAGAAGAGAGCUAGAAAGGCUCGUUGCUCAAGCUGCUCAGAGCAAGAAACCGGCGAAGGCGAAAGCCAAGACAAAGCCGGACGCCUGAGCAUCUGACCCGUCACAAUUCAUGUUGUCCUGCCCGUUGCACGUUCGGAUUCUAGCUGCUAGCGUACAUACAUUAUAAGCAACGAAUAACAGACUGAGCGGAACUGA
Messenger RNA from Mixia osmundae IAM 14324, 1644 nucleotides. RefSeq lists its product as uncharacterized. Bases 59 to 1537 code for a protein of 492 amino acids. The record is from RefSeq and is a predicted model, not a curated record. Gene Ontology annotation, cellular component: cytosol. NCBI's taxonomy places the organism in Eukaryota, Fungi, Basidiomycota, Mixiomycetes, Mixiales, Mixiaceae. The transcript is spliced from 5 exons. Gene Ontology annotation, biological process: protein import into peroxisome matrix.